Messenger RNA from Nematostella vectensis (starlet sea anemone), 1184 nucleotides. Its product is annotated as probable rRNA-processing protein EBP2. The transcript has 9 exons. Lineage: Eukaryota; Metazoa; Cnidaria; Anthozoa; Actiniaria; Edwardsiidae. Gene Ontology annotation, biological process: ribosomal large subunit biogenesis; rRNA processing. Gene Ontology annotation, cellular component: preribosome, large subunit precursor; nuclear periphery; nucleolus. The record is from RefSeq and is a predicted model, not a curated record. The coding region runs from base 209 to 1108 and encodes 299 amino acids.
UUGAUCAAGAGCAAGAGCUUCGGUAAGAGCUUCGAUAAGGAUCCAUAAGGAUUGUAGUUUUGUUGGUUCUAUAACAAAAUCAGCUAAAAAAUCGCAUAUCCUUCACUCAUUUGUUGGGGAUACGCCUCUAUGUUGGGUUCCCUGUGUCUCGUUCCAGUUUUCACGCGAAAUCUCGAACAACCAACUCCAUCACAACAAAAUCUUUACGAUGGACGACACCGGGUUUGAUGAUAGUUCUAGCGAAGACUCUGACGUCGAGCUGCAGAAAGCCUUUGCAAGCGGUGAUUUGAAAGUCGGCUUGAACAAGCCAGCCGGAUUUAUACCACGUGCUCAGAGAGAGCCCUUCAACAAUGUGGAGGGACUCAAACGCAAGUAUGACCAGAUCUCCCAAUCUCUGGACUGGCUUGAGAGAAUGGAUGUAACACAUAAGCCUACAGCUGACGAAGAAAAUGACACUGCCAAAGAUAUUACAACUCCAGACCCCUCGGUACAUGAUGACUUCAAGAGAGAAAUGAUGUUUUACAAACAAGCCCAAGAGGCAGCUAAGCUUGGCCUUUUAAAACUUCAAAAGCUUAGGGUGUCCACAAAGAGACCGGAGGAUUACUUUGCAGAGAUGGUGAAAACAGAUGACCACAUGCAAAGGGUUAGAUCAAAACUUUUAAGCCGUCAGCAAGCCAUGGAGCGAUCUGAAAAGGCAAAGAAGCAAAGAGAAAUAAAGAAGUAUGGCAAAAAGGUCCAGCAAGAAGUCCUAGAGAAGAGGCAAAAAGAGAAAAAAGAUAUGCUUGAAGCAGUAAAGAAAUACAGAAAAGGUAAACAAGCAGCUCCAGAAUUCAUGAAAGAGGAUGAUUUUGAUGUGAAUGCAGAAUCUAAAUCAAAAGGAAAACCGCAGCAAAGAAACCAAAUCAAUCACAAAAGAAAAGCGAAAGACAAGAAGUUUGGAUUUGGUGGGAAGAAAAGGAAUAUAAAAAGGAACACCCAAAAGAGCACGUCCGAUGUUAGCUCAUUCAACUCCAGAAAACAUAGCAAGGCACCAAAACCCAACAAACCAGGGGUGAAAAGAAAAAAUCAACGGCCUGGAAAAUCAAGAAGAAAGAAAAUGAAAUCUUGAUCAGCCUGACAUGAGUUGAACUUGAUGUUCUUGGAAAUAUUUCUCUACAGUUACAUUCAAACCUUUCCAGGGAUAA